This is a messenger RNA of Uranotaenia lowii, 2057 nucleotides long. RefSeq names its product myosin heavy chain, clone 203-like. The record is from RefSeq and is a predicted model, not a curated record. Bases 174 to 1670 code for a protein of 498 amino acids. The transcript has 5 exons. NCBI's taxonomy places the organism in Eukaryota, Metazoa, Arthropoda, Insecta, Diptera, Culicidae.
AACGACACGCGCAGGUUCCUGGCACGUGUUUUGAAGGUGGCCAAGUGACGCCGUUGCCAUGGGAACGGGAACGAUACCGCGUCCUGUUACCAUAGUUACCAUCGAAUUGUAAACAAAAUAGCAGCCGUAUCAACCACGUCUCAGUUUGCAGGCCUAGCUGGCCCCGCACGGUAAUGUCCUUAGUAGCUAGAAAUCGGAACCAAGAAACGGAAACCGACGACGGAGGGGAACUGUUCGAUUCGAAAGAACCGGAACCGGAAACGGCUGCGAGGACCAUUCACGAUUUGUACCAGGAAAUUCAGCGGGAGAUUCGAGGCUAUCGACGGGAGCUUCGAGCGGAUCUAGAGCGGCUGGUGAAGUGCGCCCAAUCGGGUCCGGUUUUUGAGGGGGACCAGGAACACGCUCCGGGAGGAGAGAUUGCCGAUGGACAGCGAUUUCAGCAUUUGUCCAAUGAAGUCAUUGGCAAUCUGAGGAACCAGCUGGAUAUCGUUUGGCAGGAGAAAACAACUUUCGAAAGUCUCUGGAAAAGCUCUCAGAAGACAAUCCAAAUACUGGAGCUGGAGAUCGGUGAAUAUCGGAAGCAGCUGAAACAGCCAAAAAGUAUACAAACGCUCCGGGCCCAGUAUACGGCAGCACUCGAGCUUCUGGAACAGAAUCUGCUGGCCUGCCGAACGAAGCUUGGCCAACAACUCGCGGAAAACAAACGCCUAAAGGGAGAGACCGCAGCUGAACACGACCGGCUGGAAGCACUCGAGCGGGACUUUGCCGCUCUACAAUCGGAACACCAGCAGCUGCAGUCGGAAUUGAACGAGUGUCGGGCUGUUGAAUCACGCCAGGCUGCCGAGCUGCAGACGGCGAUGAAGGAUAAAAGCGAGCUUGAGGCGCUUCUGGAUCAGGCCAACUUCCUGGCCCGGCAGCACAUGGGCCGGGAGAAUCAGGCCCUGGCCAAAGUGCAAGAAGCCCUCCAAAUUGCCGAUACAGCCAUCGAGGAGAAGCACAGCCUGUUGGCCCGGGAGCAGGACGUCCGGGAGGAAUGCAACUUUCUCGCUUCCACCAUCGGCCAAGUGAUGGAGGAAGCUGCCCGGAAGGUGGAACUGGAGAUGAACUCACUCCGGAUGGGGUACGAAAAUAGGAUUACCGCACUCGAGAAACAACUGGAGCAACUGAAGGGUUCUCUUGAGCUGCAAGUGCAGAGGACCGGGCAGGCCGAAUCUCGCGCCACGGCACUGGAGGACAAGUUCAAGAACUUGAUUGUGACGAACCAGAACCUGGAUGCGGAUCUACACGCCGCCUCGAAAUUGAUAAUUGAAAUGGAAUUAAAAUUGGAAGCGUUCCAGAAGACGAUGACCAAGGAGCAGGAAAUCGGCAAAAUGAGGCAAGCGCGGGAACAGGAAUUGCGUCAGCUGCUGGAUUGCAACGAACAGCUGAAGGAGCGCUGGCGAACCGAGAUGCUGACGGUGACCGACGGAUUGCAGCGCAAAAUAGAAGCACUUCGGCGGGAAAAUUGCUUACUCACGGUGGAAAACAAUCAAUUAAAGGAUCAGCUACUGCGGGAGGACGGUGCUGGGAGUGUGGUGGGUGGCCUUCUGCGGCCAUCUCGGGACGGUAAUCCAAUCAAAGGUCCGGAGACCACAGCGGCUAACUCAACACCACCAUCACCGGCACACUGACCUAACCCAAGCAAGACCAAUUCGGAGUGGUCCCCCUUCGGGGAGGGAAGGUGGAUCGAGGAUAAUGAUGUCGAUUUUUUGUUUGGUUCAUCUUUGAAACUGUUAGGCGGCAGCGAGGUAUGAUCGGAUGAUGCUGUGCUGGGGGAAAAAUGUCAUCAUCAUUGUCUCUAUGUGUGUAGCGCAGCGUUCGUUGACAAUCACCGGAACCAGCAGUGAGAGAGCGAAUUUUCUCUGGAGCCACUACGACGAAUGGCGCUAGCUAGUUGAUACUUUUUGCUGCUGCCCCAGCCCCGGUAAAUGGAUAUUUUGUGUUCUCUAGUCAUUAGGAGCAGAUGCGAUGGCAUGGAUAGAACUUUUAAUUAACGCUAUAAAUCUAAAUUGACGUGU